Messenger RNA from Rhododendron vialii, 1363 nucleotides. Its product is annotated as peroxisome biogenesis protein 19-2-like. Gene Ontology annotation, biological process: protein import into peroxisome membrane. Gene Ontology annotation, cellular component: peroxisome; peroxisomal membrane. The coding region runs from base 8 to 916 and encodes 302 amino acids. The transcript is spliced from 5 exons. NCBI's taxonomy places the organism in Eukaryota, Viridiplantae, Streptophyta, Magnoliopsida, Ericales, Ericaceae. The record is from RefSeq and is a predicted model, not a curated record.
CACUUCCAUGUGGGUACAUAAACAGCAAUCUUGGCCGUCCGUUUUUGUUCGUGACCCACCUACCAAGAAAGCCCAUCCAGCUAGGUCUUGUCGGCUGCUCCGCCGGAUAACGUCACGCCAUUGCCCAGAUAUAACGGCUGAGAGAGAGAGAGUCGAACAGAGGAUUGGAGAGAGAGCAUCGAUGGCCGAACACUCCGACGAUUUAGACCAACUCCUUGACAGUGCUCUGGACGAUUUCCAAAACCUCAAUCUUAGUUCUUCGGCUCAGAGGAGUGGAGACGAUGGUGUGAAGAACCCAGAGAGUUCUAGUAUGGCUAGUGACGUCCAAGGAUUGGGGAUGGGUUUGCCUGACUUGAGAAGUAAGAAAAAGGGCAAGCAAAAGGUUUCAAAGGACUCGCAUGUAUCUGAGGCACUUGAUAAGCUGACAGAACAGACUAGGGAGGCUGUCAAGGGUUUGGAGUCAAUAGGUACCAGACCUGGUGCAGGGGAUAUCGAGAAUGAUGCAAUGAUGGAGGAUUGGGCAAAGCAGUUUGAGGAGCUUGCUGGGACUCAGGACAUGGAGUCUAUUGUGGAGACCAUGAUGCAACAACUUCUGUCAAAAGAAAUUCUUCACGAGCCGAUGAAAGAAAUUGGAGAAAGAUAUCCAAAAUGGUUGGAAGAGCAUCAAUCGAAAUUAAGCAAAGAAGAAUAUGAGCGUUAUUCCCACCAAUAUGGGUUUAUAAAGGAUCUGAUUCAAGUUUAUGAAACUGAGCCAGGCAACUUCAACAAGAUUGUUGAACUCAUGCAGAAAAUGCAAGAAUGUGGCCAACCUCCUAAUGAUAUUGUGCAAGAACUUGCUCCUGACUUUGAUUUGUCAAGUCUUGGCCAAUUAUCCCCUGAAAUGCUGGAAUCUCAACAGAACUGUUGUAUAAUGUGAGGCAAUGACUUUGCUAUCAUCGCUUGACCGCUUGCCUUCUCAUGUUCUUUCAUAACAAAUUUUGUGCAAUAUUUUGUACAAAAUAAAUCUCCACAUGGAAUUAAAUUGUCAAAUUUACAGACCUCGCUCUGUAAUCUAUUCGGAUGCCCAGUUGAUGCUUUUCAUGGUCUUGUCUGUAUGGCGAAAAUCUGGUCAUUACCUCCGGAGCUCUCCAACAACACACAUUUUCAUGGGACCCACAAUUACGUGUGUAUGGGUCCCAUGUCAAUGUGUGGUGUUAAAGGGCUCUAGGGCACCACGUGAUGGUACUCAAGGGCACUGAAUAAUUACUCCUAUUAGUGGAGGUUUGCGGGACUCAUUUAGCUCUUCAGGACACAGAUUUUGGAAGGGAUUUAAGGUGCAAUAGUAUAAGUGAAGCAGCUAAAUAUAUAUUCUUUUGAUUUUGUA